This is a messenger RNA of Glycine soja, 1386 nucleotides long. RefSeq names its product receptor-like protein 34. Gene Ontology annotation, molecular function: protein binding. The coding region runs from base 1 to 1386 and encodes 461 amino acids. The record is from RefSeq and is a predicted model, not a curated record. The transcript has 2 exons. Lineage: Eukaryota; Viridiplantae; Streptophyta; Magnoliopsida; Fabales; Fabaceae.
AUGGAGUUGCAACAAUUAAACAAUUUAGACCUCAGUCGUAAUUCUUUUCUAUCAGACAGAGGAAUCCCAGAGUUUCUUGGUUCUCUCAACAACUUGAGAUACCUUGAUCUGUCAUUUUCUGGUUUUGGCGGAAAAAUUCCAACUCAGUUUGGCUCUCUUUCUCAUUUGAAAUACUUAAAUCUUGCUUGGAUUUUUCUGGAGGGUUCAAUCCUACGUCAACUUGGAAAUCUCUCCCAGUUGCAGCAUCUUGACCUCCGCGGAAAUCAUUUUGAAGGAAAUAUACCCUCUCAAAUUGGAAAUCUCUCCCAGUUGCAGUAUCUUGAUCUAAGUGGCAAUCAAUUUGAAGGAAAUAUACCCUCUCAAAUUGGAAAUCUCUCCCAGUUGCAGCAUCUUGAUCUAAGUGACAAUUCUUUUGAAGGAAGUAUACCGUCCCAACUUGGGAACCUUUCAAAUUUGCAGAAGGUUUAUCUUGGCGGAUAUUAUUAUGGUGAUGGUGGUGCUCUCAAAAUUGACGAUGGAGAUCAUUGGCUGUCUAAUCUCUUUUCUUUAACCCAUCUUUCCUUCCACUCCACAUCUAAUCUCAACACUCCUCGUAGCUUCCUCCAAAUGAUUGCCAAGCUACCAAAACUAAGAGAACUAAGCUUAUUUGAUUGUAGCCUUUCCCAUCAUUUUAUCCUUUCAUCGAGGCCCUCUAAAUUCAAUUUUUCUAGUUCCCUUUCCAUCCUUGAUCUUUCCUGGAACAGCUUCAUGUCAUCAAUGAUACUCAAGUGGCUGUCCAACGUCACUUCCAACCUUGUUGAGCUUGACCUUAGUUAUAACCUCUUGGAGGGUUCCACAUCAAACCAUUUUGGUCGUGUAAUGAAUUCUCUUGAGCACCUCGACCUCUCAAAUAAUAGAUUCAAGGGUGAGGUUUUCACGUCCUUCAUGAAUUUAACAUCACUUGACUUUCUUGAUUUGUCAAGAAACCAUCUAGUUGGUUCAAUUCCUCCAAGUCUUAAUCAAAUUGAUCAACUCGGCGUCUUAGAUUUGUCUUAUAACAAUCUAUCUGGAGAGAUUCCAACUGGAACACAAUUACAGAGUUUCAAUGCCUCAUGUUAUGAAGAUAAUCUUGAUCUUUGUGGACCGCCACUAGAGAAAUUGUGUGUUGAUGGGAAGCCUGCACAGAAACCAAUUGUUAAACUACCUGAAGAUGAAAAAUUGCUGUUCACCUGUGAAUUUUACAUGAGUAUGGCAAUUGGAUUUGUUAUAAGCUUCUGGGGCGUCUUUGGCUCAAUCUUAAUAAAGCGUUCUUGGAGACAUGCUUAUUUCAAGUUCAUAAGCAAUUUAUCAGACGCUAUUUAUGUCAUGGCAGCAGUGAAAGUUUUCAAGUGGCGUCACAGAGGAUAG